AAUGGAUUCUUGAAUUCAGUUAAGAUAUCAUUCAUCUAAAAUUAAAACAACUUAACCGAAAAUCACAUAGAAUCAGAUUUAAUAAACAAUAUAUGAUACCAUCUGCAACUUAUAAAUACUAAUCGAUAACUAUUCCUCACUCAAAAUUAUAACGAUAUCGUUAUCAUGAAUUCGCUAACUGCUCUCUCAUUCCUCUUUCCCCUGUUUCUAUUAUCAUUUCUGACAGGUGUAAUACAUAAAUUUUCAAUUUCACGUUAGAUAAUUCACAUUUCAUACGAGAUAAUUCACAUUUAUAUUCAAUUAUAAAAUUUUGUUAUACUAUGUUCAGGAUAUCAAGGAGUUGAAGGCCUUCCAAUUCGCCACCCAUGGCCUCGAUACCGUCAUCCGUGGCCCCCAUAUCGCAGCAAGCUACCAGUAAUUGGUCGUGGCCACUUUUUUCGCCCAAUGCGCCCGACAAAGCUUUUUGUAUUCGGUGACUCGUACGCUGACACUGGGAAUAAAAAUAUUACCGAAGGCAGAGCUUGGAAGUUUCCUUAUGGAAUCAGCUUCCCUGGCAGGCCUACCGGACGUUUCUCUGACGGAAUCCUCCUUACCGAUUAUAUUGCGAGGUUCCUUAUGUUGAAGACACCGGUGACAUAUCACUGGAGUAAAUUUGGGUCCCGAUACCUGAACAGUAGGAUAGGGAUGAAUUUUGCUUACGGAGGGACUGGCGUGUACAACACAUCAGAUAAUGAUCCGAACAUGACGGAUCAAAUCAACUUCUUUGAGCAGCAGAUCAAAGACCAUCUCUAUUCACCUGCUGAUCUAAACUCAUCGUUGGCUCUUGUCACCCUUUCCGGAAAUGACUACUCCAACUUUCAAGAAAAGAAUCCUGACGGGGAUAUAUUGGGAUUUCAAUUCAACUUGACGAACCAACUAAAGGCGGAUCUGAAGCGAAUUCAUGAUCUUGGGGUGAAGAAGGUGGCUGUGGCGACUCUCCAACCCGUGGGUUGUCUCCCGACGGUCACCGUCUCCAACGACUACAAGAAAUGCAAUGACAGUAUCGAAAUGCUUGUCUCAUUCCACAAUUACUACGUUACUACUGCAGUGGCCGAUCUGAACAACCAGACCAACAGUAAUUCUAGUUUCGUUGUCCUUGACCUUCACAACGGUUUCAUGUCGGUGCUCACUAAUGGCACAGGAUUUCCGAAGUUCGAGGAUCCGAUGAAGCCGUGCUGCAUGGGUGUAAGCAGCGAGUACAAUUGCGGGGACAUGGAUAAGAAUGGAACAAGACUGUACACGAUGUGCAGGAAUCCAAGGGAAUAUUUCUUCUGGGACUCGGUCCACCCGACUCAAGCGGGAUGGCGCGCCGUUUACACGACCAUGCUCCCGAUUCUUCGGAAAAUCCUCUUCUUUUAGUUGCAGCUUUGGAUUCUUAGGCCCUUGGUUUUAUUAGUCUGAACUUUGCGUGGUGCAUCCUUCAUCUGGGCGUUCCAUGAUUUCUUUUAUGUCGAAUUUAACUGAUCAUUCAGAUUUGAUCAGUUUUUGCUCUUAUUUAUAUAUUUGGUAGUUUACUUUCCA
Messenger RNA from Punica granatum (pomegranate), 1560 nucleotides. The record is from RefSeq and is a predicted model, not a curated record. NCBI's taxonomy places the organism in Eukaryota, Viridiplantae, Streptophyta, Magnoliopsida, Myrtales, Lythraceae.